Messenger RNA from Aspergillus aculeatus ATCC 16872, 1947 nucleotides. RefSeq lists its product as uncharacterized. Bases 1 to 1947 code for a protein of 648 amino acids. The record is from RefSeq and is a predicted model, not a curated record. Lineage: Eukaryota; Fungi; Ascomycota; Eurotiomycetes; Eurotiales; Aspergillaceae. The transcript is spliced from 2 exons.
AUGAGCUCCUUUCAGCUCUUUCCCACAUCUCCGGAUAGCGGGACCUCUAACAACCCGUUUUUAAAAGGGAAGCGAAGGCAAGCCGGCGGCCGACCGCUGGCGGAUGCGAUCCCUCUCAAGACCCUCGGUAACAAGGGCACCGUGGCCGAGGGGAUGCUUUUCCGCGUGGACCAAAAUCCAGAGAGCGUCCCAGCGCCCCCAAAGGCCCACGUUGCUCGGCCCUCGCAGUCCUCAUCGUUGGGAACACCCCAGGAGCACGAUGCACGCCGGAAUGCUUCACAUGUCAACGCCACUACAUCGGAAGACCGGAUGGCCGGGCGAGUGGGGUCUCAAUCCAGCUCGAAACGCAGCAAAGGAGGGUCCACGCCCAUCGCAGAAGCAACUCCCAAGUCAGAGUCGCCGGCACCUCCUAUGAGGUCUAUGUUUCCUCAGUAUAACCCGCAGCUACCACUCAAUCAGCAAGCAUACUAUCCCCCGGCGUCCGGCCAUACUCCUCGGAAUUACUCAAGACCAAGCAACAUCCUCCUGUCGCCUGCGCCGGAGAUUGACCAGGCCCUUGGCCCGAAGACGGUGCCUGCUAGCGUGCUGAAUUUCCCUUCGGGGGUGCUGGAUACACCUGAGAUGCGAUACUCUUCCGUGGAGGAGCUGAGGAGUUUGUGGGAAGCGGCCAAUGGUCAGAGGCCGCAGAAUAUGCCGGAGACGUUCAAUCUGCGUCUGCAACGGAGUGGGCCUACAUCAUUUUCCUUCGGAGAACCCACCGCGCCGUUCUAUACGAUGCAGAUUGAACCGAAUGACGGGAUCUCUCUGACGAGGAUCAAUCCCUCCAGGUCCAGUAAUAGCGUUCCGAUAAUGACAUUCAAAGUGGAGGAUCGAUCUCGGCGCGAACUGCGCGGAGACAAUCUAGUCUCGCUGCUGCUGCCCCGCCUCGCCGCCGUGCUAGCCCUGGAUCAGGUUGCGGAGAUGGUCAAGGAGCACCAAUUGCCCCACCAAGAUGCGAUCGAGCUGGAGGCCGAUGCUCUCAAGCGGGUGGCCGAGCAGGAGUCAUGCAAGCUGUUCUGGAAUUCGACAAAUCAUAACUACGAGCUGCACCACCCGGCUCUUUGCAAGCAGCCGCCCGCCUUGGUCGGCGCGGCAGGCAUCCCUCUGUCCCCGGUGCGAUCGAAAUACGCUGGGAGUCUGCAGGUGACCGUGUCCAGUGCCUCUGCCGAGUCCCGGUCCAGCCAGCCCCCGAUCGUUCUCGUGACCACGCCCGUGUCGGCCAAUGCGAUCGAGUCGGCCAACACGGCGGCGACGCCCCGGACCUCCACGCUGCCGUUGAUGGACUCGGACGAGCCGCUGGCCGCGCUGGACCUGGGGACGAUGACCCUCUCGAUCUCCGGGGUCUCGACCAUCAACACCGUCCCGUCUCUGUACGCGAUUGACUCCGUGGUUGCGGCGAUGCUGGCCGUCGCCGUGUCGGACGAGGCCACCGGCCCGAUCCUGAAGGAGCUGGUGCUGUACGGCUCCGAGCGAUCCAUCACGCCAUGGGGACAGGGACCGUACGGCACCGGCUACCGCAGCGACCUGGUCACAGCAGCGGCAGAGCGGGACGAGGCGCAGAAGGGCCACCAGCUGUGGUCGACGGUGAAGUCGGCGUUAUCAUCAUCGGUCUCGGAGAAGAGCGAGCAACCACCGCGGCGCUGGUACCGGUUCGGGGGCCGGGGCCGCCGGGCCCAAAAGACGAAGAACCGGAAAAUCGUGGUGGAGGAAUUCGACCUGGAGCGGUACGGGCGGUACGGGCAUGGCUCGUCGCGGGAGGGCCAGAAGCUGCCGGGGAUCACGCGGGGCAUUCUGCGGGUGGUGUUUUUGGGAUUGGAGGUGGUGGUGCAGCUGCUCACUUGGGCGGUUAAGGUAUUUGCGUGGGUGCUGGUGAACGCCACGCGGUGUGUGACCAGCGAGAGGUUUUGA